Molecule: messenger RNA, 821 nt
Organism: Desarmillaria tabescens
Lineage: Eukaryota; Fungi; Basidiomycota; Agaricomycetes; Agaricales; Physalacriaceae
Product: ubiquitin-conjugating enzyme/RWD-like protein
Exons: 7
Coding region: 73-612 (179 amino acids)
Biological process (GO): ubiquitin-dependent protein catabolic process; protein polyubiquitination
Cellular component (GO): nucleus
Molecular function (GO): ubiquitin conjugating enzyme activity
Source: RefSeq, a predicted model, not a curated record
AAGCGGCUCGGCUCGGCCCGGUGACUCGCCAUUAACAACCAUCUCCUCCACAUCUCGUAGUACUCGCUGAACAUGGCCUCUCCUAGCAAGCGCCGCAUCGAAACCGAUGUCAUGAAGAUGCUCAUGUCCGACUACGAGGUUUCGCUCGUCAAUGAUAGUAUGCAGGAAUUCUAUGUCAGAUUCUAUGGGCCAAGCGAAACACCCUUUGCUGGCGGUGUCUGGAAGAUCCAUGUCGAACUGCCGGACCAGUAUCCCUUCAAAUCACCCAGUAUCGGAUUCAUGAACAAGAUAUUCCAUCCCAACAUCGAUGAGCUGAGCGGCUCGGUCUGUCUCGAUGUAAUCAAUCAAACAUGGUCGCCAAUGUUCGACAUGAUAAACAUAUUUGAAGUGUUUCUCCCCCAGCUGCUCAGAUACCCAAACCCAAAUGACCCCCUGAAUGGCGAAGCGGCUGCGCUGUUAAUGCGCCAUCCGAAGGAAUAUGAGGCAAAGGUCAAAGAAUAUGUUCAACGAUUUGCCACUAAGGAAGCUGCAGAUGCUGCCACAGACGGCAAGGAAGACGAGGACGAAGACGAGGAGAUGAGCGACAUUGGGAGCAUCAGUGACGCAGAGUAACCGCUCUUGCUGCCGUUCUAUCUCCCCCUCCCUGCUCCCUUCCACUUAUUUAUCCAUUGAUGAUCAUAUCUAAUCAUCUGUAUGAUGUCGCUGCGCAGCUUUCCUCUUUUAACUGUACAUACCUAGCGGUCAAGGCCCCUUGACAUACAUAUCCUCAUCUCACUGGUUUCUUAUCGUUUACAUGUAAAAAUUCGGACAAUAAUAGAAGG